CAAUAUUUUACCUUCUCUGUUGUCGAUCGAUGCUUUUAUCGAUCGACUUUGAUUUCAUUCGUAACUUGUCGUCUGCAAAUAUAAUGUAACGCGGGAAAAAUCAUAUAUUGGCUGAGAAAAGCGAGACUCGUGUCGAUCAUCACCAUGACAACUCGCCAAGUGGUCGGGUAGUCAGGAAGUUUGAUCGACAAAGCUACGUUGUUGAUCGGGCCGGUGAAUUAUUCGACGACUCUUCGCUCCAAGUUGCCUUUUAAUAAUUUCCACGAGUAAAUAAUAACAUAAAUCGACGGCAAAAUGACGGACGGCAAAGCCAAGGGGGUGGGCUUCGCGCUCAUCGGCAACGACUUGCUGCAGCGCGACGAAUUGAGCAGCAGAACUCUGGACGAGCUGCAGCAGGGCAGAUCCCACCACAGUUCCCCUCUGCACUCGGUCUUUUACGACGAGAAGCAAUGGAUGGACCAAUUCAACGAGGACACCUUCAAGAUCCUCGACCCGGACGAUCCGUUGAUGAAGAGAUUCCAGGAUGCCCUGAAAUCUCACUUGCAGCGCAUCGACGGUAAACUCGAAGAGGAGAUUCGCGAGUUGGAAGCGGCUCUGAAGGAUGCCAACAAGACGCGCGAGGACGAGGGCCUCGCCCUGUACGAGGUGCAGCAGGAGGCCGCCCGCCAGGAGCAGGCCAUCGACCAGUACAAGGACAUGCUCGCCGAGGUGGUGAACCUGCGCGGCGACAUCAGCGAGCGCCUGGAGAAGAUCAAGUCGGCCCACAAGAGGCUGCAGGACGAGCUCCAGGCGAAAAAGUCCAAGGAGAAGCUGCUGCAGCAGAGCGUCGAGAGCCUCGACGCGCUCCAGAGGCAGUUCGCCAAGUGGGAGCAGGACCUCGCCGCGAACCUCAGCAUAUCCCAGAGGAUAUCGGAGAAGGACGCGGCCACCGAGCGCGAGCUCAUCUACCAGAAGCAGCAGAAGGACUUUGUCCUGCUGAAGCUCGAGGACGAGGUCUGGAAGCUGCAGAGCGAGAUCAAGGACCUCGACGAGCAGCUGCAGAUCAAGGACGAGGAGAAGAUGGCCCUCGGCCAGACUCUGGCCGACGCCGCGGCCGACCUGGAGGCUCUCGAGAAGGAGCACAAGACCCUUUACAGCGCUUGGAACAGCGUGCUCGUGCUCAUCAGCCAGAGGGACAAGAUCAACGAGGAAAUAGGCGCCGAGCAAAGGAGAAUAAAGGAGUCGCUGCAAAAUCUACAAGCGCAAGUGGAAAAUCUGAAGAAGAACUCGAACAAAGAGAUGGAAAACAACGAGAGGCUGACCGCGCUGCAAACGAGAAUCAAGGACGAGAUCAAUCUCGUGAAAAAGCUCUACGACACGGACAAGGAAAAGUACUCGAGCCUGGAGAAGAACUUCAACAAGAUAUCGAAGCUGAUCGAUCAGAACGAGCGAGAGCUGGCGGCGGCCACGAUGGAGCACGAUGCCGCGAGCAACGCCGACGAGCAGCUCGGCCGAGAUCUCGUCAAGCUCGAGAAGCUGAAACGCUCCCUGGAGGAGGACCUGCUGGCCAGGCUCGACGACAAGGUCAUGCACGACAAGGCCCUGAAGAAUCUCAACCGGAUGCUGCACGAGACCAAGGACGGCAACCUCGAGAGCGAGGUGAAUCUCAACCGGGCCGAGAACGCCUACGGCAAGUCCCUGCUCGAGAUCGAGAAGCUCAACUCGCUGCUGGCCGGCGAGCGCUUCGACCUGGACGCGAUCGAGCAGAAGAACGAGGACAAGCGCCGGGACCUGGAGAAGAUUCAGGCCGACAUCAAGAAUCACGAGCUGCUGCAGAAGCAGAAGGAGCGCAAGGUCGCCCAGCUCAACAAGAAGAUCGAGGAGCUGUCGCGCGGCAAGGAGGAGAUCGACCCCUACGACGCCAAGAUCCAGUCGAUGGAGAAGAACAUCGACGAGACCGAGCAGAAGAUCAAGAAGGCCCAGCAGUUCUGGCUGCGUCAGCAGGGCUACAUGUACAGCAUGAGCGAGCAGCGUGACAGGCAGAUACAGGAGCUCAGCUGCAUCUGCCGCGAGAUCAUGCUCAUGGAGCAGAGGAACUACAAGCUCGAGGUCCAGCUCGACAAGCAGAGAAAGGAGGAGGCCAACGUCAAUCGCAGCAUGAACGGCCUCCAGCACCGACUGCUCCAGAUCAACGUUAAGCUCGCCUCCCAGAAGGAGCUGAAGAACGAGCUCGAGGACAAGAACAACUCCGUGAGGAACGAGUACAUACAGUCUCUCAAGAACGCCGAGCUCCAUCUCAUACAGCUUCAGGCCGACAUCAAGAGGCUCUGCGAGGACAAGUGCAACUUGAAGGAGCAAUUGACCGCUGCUCAGCAGGAUAAUUUGUCCUGGGAAAAGAAGGUUCAAUUGAUUACCGAAACGAAUAAAUCAUUCAAGGAAGAGCGUAAUUCGGGCGGCGACAUUGCCCUCAUGAAGAGCGAGAUACAUAAGAUGGAGAUACGUUUGUCGUAUUUGAGAAAAGCUCAGGAGAAGCUCGUGCAGGAUAUGGAAUUUUGCAUCUCCAGAAGGGACAAUAUCGUUGACGAAGCAAUGGCUAGAGAAAAGAAAAAUCCCAAGAAUCAGCAUAAUCAGAGAAUCAUAAUGAAGAAACGAUUGGACGAUCAGAAAACAAAAAUUAAACAAGUUAUCAAGGAGACUAAACAAAUAGAGAAUAAAAUUGCUAGCAUAGGAGAUCAGCAAAAAACUUUGUUGGAAUACCUCAACGAGGGACAAAAGCUUUUGAGGCAAAAUGAAGAUAUAGUGCCCGAUAUAGAAAAGCAGAUCGUAGAAGCCGAGCUCAUAAAGCAUCAUAACUUGGAAGUUUUGGUGAGAAAACAACGCAGAGUCAAUAUGCUACGAGAAUUAAAGGAUGGCUGUUAUAAAUCGGUUAUCAAGAGCGAAAUGGUUUUAGACGAGGAAUGGCGGAAUCAGUUAAAUUUGAAUAAGAAUUUAAACGAAAUAAUGGAACAAACGCAACAUGAUUUUCCUCUGCUGAAAAAUCAAGUUAGAAAAAUAUUACUCACACUGGAAACUUGA
Molecule: messenger RNA, 3054 nt
Organism: Trichogramma pretiosum
Lineage: Eukaryota; Metazoa; Arthropoda; Insecta; Hymenoptera; Trichogrammatidae
Product: coiled-coil domain-containing protein 40
Exons: 6
Coding region: 295-3054 (919 amino acids)
Biological process (GO): axoneme assembly
Cellular component (GO): cytoplasm
Source: RefSeq, a predicted model, not a curated record